GGCAACCUUGUCAGUCAUUCAAUGUUUUUCAGUCAGUUUUUAUCGGCGUCGACGGUGUUUUCGGCGUUUUUAAGGAUUCAGUCCGAUGAACCUGGGAGACGGGCUGCUGUUUGAGCUGGAAAAUGGAAAACCUCGCCUGUUUUUCCUUCGUCAUGGUGUUAAUAAGCCUUCAGAAAAGCCACCCUUCAGGCCGAGACCUGCUACCGUCCUGAGCAUCAGACAGCCGUCCUGCACCGAGGAGGUACAGGGUGAGGAGCAGUCAGUCCAAGAUGCUGCAGGGAGGCGCAAGGAUGCGAGGAGCAAGGUGAGAAGAGGAGCAGCAGCCUCCAUCAUGAUGACAUCAUCAAAGUCACAGAACCAUCAGAUGGCUGCAGGCGAGGUGAAGUUGGACGCACACAAACACAGUGCCAGGAUCACUUCCUGUGGACCUAGUGGGAACACGGGAAAGCUCCAGCAUGACAGCGGGAAUGCCAGACUUAAGUAUUUGCUGGGACAUGGGAACUCAGGAUUCAAAGAUGGCAUGGUGUGCCUGACCAAUGAACAGCUGAGACAGAUCCUAAGCAGUGUCAAAACCGCCACCAGAGACCAGCGCUCCCCUGAGGACCAGAGGAGCAGCCAGCGCCCCCUUGAGGACCAGAGGAGCAGCCAGCGCCCCCCUGAGGACCAGAGGAGCAGCGGACUGAAAAUACGGCAUGAAGACAAUCCGUCAGCGGCUGAAGGAUCAGAGGAAAAACAGGAAGAGGGCGGAGGAGCCACAGCCGCAACUUCAGAUGAUACACACGACACCAACUCGCGGCGUGAUGUUGGUGUUCUGUGCAGCUGGUUUGACGAGCGAGACGCCGACAGUCGAGCGGCUGCAGAUGCAAAGAAAGUUUGGCUGAGGAAAGAACUCGACCAGCAGGUGGCCCUGAAGCAGAAGCAGCGUUCAGCUCCAGGCAGAGUCCAGGUGGCGGAGGAUUUGCACGGUGCGUUAUCAGCUCAGAGCGCCGCAAGCUGCAGAGAGCAGCCUGCAGCCAUGAGAUCCAGCCUCAGACUCGGGGUGGUCACGCCCAUGGAGGAGACGCAGAGCACUGAGAGGAAGGAGGCACAGCGUAGAUACUGGCUGGAGGAGCUGGACAGACAACGGGAGGAGGUGACAGAACGGAGAAGACGCGAGAAGCUGCUGCAGCGUCAGACUGAGGACGACGACCGCUGGGCCAGGCAUUUCGACUCCCUGCAGAUGAGACCUCCUGUCCCACCUGCAUCCUUGUCCACUCUUCCACCUGCUCCGGAGCGAGGGGAGUGGGCGCCCUCCUCCAGCCUGUCCUUGGUGUGGGAGGUGACAAGCAGCUGUGAAGCAGAGAGUGUGGGAGGAGCCAGAGUGGAUACAGCCACGGGACACCAGCCAUCAGUCCCCAGAGUCAGCUACUUGAGGAGCAUGACAGCCUUACUGGACCCUGCCCAGAUAGAGGAGAGAGAGAAGAGGCGCCUCAAGCAGCUAGAGCAGCAGCGGAUGAUCAAGGAGCAGAUAGAGGAGCAUCGACAGCAGAGAGAGCGAGAAGAUAUGAGGAAGAGAGAGGAGGAAUUAGACCAGGAGAGGAGCCUGCAGAGGACAUAUCAGCUGGACUCCCUGAAGGACACACAGAAGCAGAACUCUGAGACAGGACCACAGAGGACCAACAAUCAGCAGCCCAGAGUGGGUGACAGCCAGUGUUUGGACAGAGACGGUGACAAGUGUGCGUCCAGAGACACGGCCGUACAGACCGAUGCAACACUGGUCAAUGUUCUGACUCCGGAGGCAUGUGCAGAAUAUCGUCCACCCCCAUCUGGCGGGAACAGCAGAGCCGCGAGGGCAGGUAAGGAGAACGUGUGUGUACCAGCAGGACGAGGAGAUCCAUACGAGAUAUUCGCCAGGACAGAGAGGAGCAGGAAGGACAAGAGGAGGCCGGCGUGGAACACGCACAGACCCAGCUGCCGGUUCAUACCGGCGUCGGAGCGAUAUCCAGCCACGCUGCAGAGGAACCGACAGGAGAGCCGGCAGAGGAGGCAGGUCGAGCUCCUCGCCCUACAGGAGAGGACCUGUCAGUCCAAAAACCCGCCCUCCCUGCAGGAGCCACACGCCUCCAAUCCCCGACAGUCCAGAACCAGUCCCAGCAGGACGGUCGGUGCAAGGCCAGCGUGCGCGCUCGCGAACACUCGUGUCCUGUCGGCAGAGAGUGUAACCCAAAAACCGAGCGCCGCUGACACCAACAGGGGGCGCACUCCAACCAUCACACACACAGGACAGAGUCAGCAGGACCCACCCACAUCCAUGCAUCCUCCCGGCCUGGAAUUUAUUCCUGAUGUCUGGACCGACAAAGUACUUAAUCUGGAUCCACUGGACCCAACCACAUCCCCAAUGCCCACAAACACAGAGGCUCCUCCUCAUCAAGAGGCGUGUCUCCGCCUCCCCAACCUGCUCCCCAAAACACACUCACACCCACAGCAGGAAAUCCUGAGAGGCCUCGCCCACCUGCGACAGGGUUUGUUGCUGAAGCAGCAGGAGCUGGAAUCAAACCUGCAGCACCACCAGUCCCGAGCACCUUCGGCCACGCACUGAAAGUGACCUCUGACCUCAGGCGCCACAGACUCAAAACACACAGCAGAACGUCAGCUCUGUUUGGUGUCACUGGAACGUGCGUAAAAAAAUGAGCUGCAGGAAAUGCCACCACCUGUCACGUCAGGCCAGCACCUCCUGGAGGCGAGGUGACAUUGAGGGCGGCGCCUCCUGGGGAGGACCUGGGUUUGACCCUGAUGCCUUCAGGCAUAAAUGGUUUCUAUUUUCACUUUGUUUUGGAUGCGAUUAUGUUGCGUCGAUGUUUCACGUUAAGUUUAAAUUUUAAUGUGAGUUUUUAAUUUGUGUUGUCAAACUGGAGAGUUUUUGUGUGUAAUUUUCAGAUUUGCUGCCUCCUGCUGCAGGUUAAAAAUGUGACAUUUUUAAGUCUGGUUUUGUCUGACCCCCCCCCACAGACUGCACUUUAAUGUGAUUUGUAUGGUGACCUCUGACCUGUUGAAUGAAAACUUCACCUGAAUGUUUCAAUAAACUGCAGCUGAUAA
Messenger RNA from Thalassophryne amazonica, 3075 nucleotides. It is a transcript of the gene ccdc66, whose product is annotated as coiled-coil domain containing 66. Lineage: Eukaryota; Metazoa; Chordata; Actinopteri; Batrachoidiformes; Batrachoididae. Gene Ontology annotation, biological process: cilium assembly. Bases 86 to 2578 code for a protein of 830 amino acids. The record is from RefSeq and is a predicted model, not a curated record. Gene Ontology annotation, cellular component: microtubule; cilium. Gene Ontology annotation, molecular function: microtubule binding. The transcript has 21 exons.